AUGAAGCUCGAGUGGUUGGAAGCCACAGUGCUUGCGGCCGCUACGGUUGCCAGCGCAAAGGAACUAGCUUACUCUCCCCCAUUCUAUCCUUCUCCAUGGGCAACCGGUGAGGGCGACUGGGCCGAGGCCUACAGGAAAGCCGUAGACUUUGUUUCUGGGUUGACUCUGGCCGAGAAGGUCAACAUCACUACUGGUGCCGGAUGGCAGCAAGAGCGAUGUGUUGGUGAGACAGGUGGUGUGCCCAGACUUGGAAUGUGGGGAAUGUGCAUGCAAGAUUCUCCUCUUGGUAUUCGUGACGCCGACUACAACUCUGCUUUCCCCGCGGGUGUCAAUGUGGCGGCCACCUGGGACCGAAGACUCGCCUACCAGCGUGGACAGGCAAUGGGCGAGGAGCAUCGCGACAAGGGUGUCGAUGUUCAGCUCGGCCCAGUCGCUGGUCCCCUGGGCAAGAACCCCGAUGGCGGUCGUGUUUGGGAAGGAUUCGCCCCUGACCCAGUCUUGACUGGUGUCAUGAUAGCUGAGACUAUCAAGGGUAUUCAAGAUGCUGGUGUCAUUGCUUGCGCCAAGCACUUCAUCCUCAACGAGCAGGAGCACUUCCGCCAAGCUGGUGAGGCUCAGGGUUACGGAUACAACAUCUCCCAGAGCAUCAGCUCUAACAUCGACGACAAGACCAUGCACGAGCUGUACCUGUGGCCAUUCGUGGACUCUGUGCGAGCUGGUGUGGGCUCUGUCAUGUGUUCGUACAACCAGAUCAACAACAGCUACGGUUGCUCCAACAGCUAUACCCUCAACAAGCUGCUCAAGGGAGAGCUCGGCUUCCAGGGUUUCGUUAUGAGCGACUGGGGUGCGCACCACAGCGGUGUCGGUGAUGCUCUGGCCGGCCUCGAUAUGUCCAUGCCUGGUGACGUGAUUCUGGGUAGCCCUUACUCCUUCUGGGGCACCAACUUGACUGUCUCUGUUCUGAACAGCACUAUCCCGGAAUGGCGUCUUGAUGACAUGGCCGUCCGUAUCAUGGCCGCGUACUACAAAGUCGGCAGAGAUCGUCACCGGACACCUCCCAACUUCAGCUCCUGGACCCGCGAUGAGUAUGGCUAUGAGCACUUCAUCGUCCAGGAGAACCAGAUCAAGCUGAACGAUCGAGUCAAUGUUCAACGCGACCAUGCCAAUAUAAUCCGCAGGAUUGGUUCCGAUAGUAUCGUGCUGCUUAAGAACAAGGGCGGUCUUCCUUUGACUCACAGGGAACAACUGGUGGCUAUCCUCGGCGAGGAUGCUGGAUCCAAUCCCUACGGCGCCAACGGCUGCAGUGACCGAGGCUGUGACAAUGGAACCUUGGCUAUGGGCUGGGGCAGUGGAACGGCCAAUUUCCCCUACCUGAUCACUCCCGAGCAGGCUAUUCAGAACGAAGUCCUUAACUACGGCAACGGCGAUGCCAACGUUUUCGCGGUUACAGACAACGGCGCCCUCUCUCAGAUGGCUGCUGUUGCCUCCACCGCCAGUGUUGCCUUGGUGUUUGUGAACGCCGACUCUGGUGAGGGCUACAUCAGCGUCGACGGCAACGAGGGUGACCGCAAGAACAUGACUUUGUGGAAGAAUGGCGAGGAGCUGAUCAAGACCGCCUCCGCCAACUGCAACAACACCAUUGUGAUCAUGCACACCCCCAACGCAGUCCUGGUCGACUCAUGGUACGACAACGAGAACAUCACUGCCAUUCUUUGGGCUGGUAUGCCUGGCCAGGAGAGUGGUCGCAGCUUGGUCGACGUUCUCUACGGCCGUGUCAACCCUGGUGGCAAGACCCCCUUCACCUGGGGCAAGGAGCGCAAGGAGUGGGGACCUCCUAUCCUGACUGAGCCCAACAACGGUCACGGUGCUCCGCAGGAUGACUUCACCGAUGGUCUGAUUGAUUACCGCCGAUUCGACAAGGAUGGCACGGAGCCAAUCUUCGAGUUCGGCUUCGGUCUGAGUUACACCAAGUUCGAGUUCUCCGACAUUCAGGUCAAGACUCUGAACGCUGGCAAUUACACUGCUACAACAGGCCAGACCAAGCCCGCUCCCUCGCUGGGCAGGCCCGGCAAUGCUUCUGAAUACGUUUUCCCCAACGACAUCAAGCGUGUCCGCCAGUAUCUCUACCCUUACCUUAACUCAACCGAUCUGAAGGCAUCUGCCAAUGACCCCGACUAUGGUAUGAACGCCACGGAUUACAUCCCUCCUCAUGCCACCGACAGCUGCCCACAAGAGCUUCUCCCCGCCAGCGGUCCUUCAGGCGGCAACCCUGGCUUGUUCGAGGACCUCAUUGAGGUGACCGCCACAAUCACUAACACCGGCUCCGUCGCCGGUGAUGAGGUCCCCCAGCUUUACGUCUCUCUCGGCGGCGCCGACGACCCCGUCAAGGUUCUGCGUGCCUUCGACCGAGUCAGCAUUGCCCCUGGCCAGAAGCUCCUUUGGACCGCAACCCUGACUCGCCGUGACCUGUCCAACUGGGACGUUCCAUCUCAGAACUGGGUCAUUUCCGACGCCCAGAAGAAGGUGUACGUUGGCAACUCUUCGCGCAAGCUGCCUCUUUCGGCCGACUUGCCCAAGGUGCAGUAG
This is a messenger RNA of Penicillium diatomitis, 2586 nucleotides long. RefSeq names its product beta-glucosidase. Gene Ontology annotation, molecular function: beta-glucosidase activity. The record is from RefSeq and is a predicted model, not a curated record. The coding region runs from base 1 to 2586 and encodes 861 amino acids. The transcript is spliced from 6 exons. Gene Ontology annotation, biological process: glucan catabolic process. NCBI's taxonomy places the organism in Eukaryota, Fungi, Ascomycota, Eurotiomycetes, Eurotiales, Aspergillaceae.